Helobdella robusta is the source of this 2660-nucleotide messenger RNA. RefSeq lists its product as hypothetical. Gene Ontology annotation, molecular function: protein binding; RNA binding. Gene Ontology annotation, biological process: mRNA cis splicing, via spliceosome. Gene Ontology annotation, cellular component: U1 snRNP; U2-type prespliceosome. The record is from RefSeq and is a predicted model, not a curated record. Lineage: Eukaryota; Metazoa; Annelida; Clitellata; Rhynchobdellida; Glossiphoniidae. The transcript is spliced from 23 exons. Bases 140 to 2425 code for a protein of 761 amino acids.
UUUUUUUUAAACAGAUGAGCGACAUUUAGGAGUUUCAAGAAAGUGCCGUCGAAAUUUUAAAAAACUCUUUUUUGGCGAAACUUAUAAUUUGUCGUUCUAAAUAAUUACUUUUUUAAAUCAAAGUUUUAGAGUAUUAAUCAUGGCGACUCCAGCUACGACUAAUCUGCCGAUUUUAGAUGUGCCUAAAAAAUCUCCCUGGUCUGAACACAAGUCACCAGAUGGCAGGACCUAUUAUUACAACAGUGAGACUAAGCAGUCGACGUGGGUGAAACCUGAUGAAUUCAAAACCGAGGCUGAGUUGUUGUUAUCAAAAUGCCCUUGGAAAGAACACAAGGCUGAUAACGGGAAGGUGUACUACCACAACUCUCUAACCAAAGAAUCCAGAUGGGCCAAGCCGAAAGAGUUGGAAGAGAUUGAAGCUCUAAUGGCAAGUCACGAUAAAUCAAAAGUGGAAGCAUCAGCACCUCAGCAGCAGCAGCUGACGCCAGCAGCAACGACGUCAACAUUUUCCUCAUCUACAUCAUCCUCAUCUUCAUCUACUUCGUUGAAGCCAUCUGAUGCCAUUGAGAAAGCCAUGCAAGCCACACUUGGAUCCAUUGAAAUGCCUGUGCAGUCUUCUGCCACUGCUCCUCCAGUCACUUCCACAAAGUCUAUUCCUGAGCCAGCCGACCGAGCACACUCAGAAAAACCAAACAGCACAGACGUCAAUAAACAAGAAGCUCUGUUCUCGAACAAGAAAGACGCCAUUGAUGCAUUCAAGGCACUCCUCAAAGAGAAGGGAGUUUCAUCUCAGUGUACUUGGGAGCAGGCAAUGAAAAUGAUCAUCAAUGACCCACACUACUCCGCUCUUAAACAUCUCAAUGAGAAAAAACAGGCAUUCAAUGCAUACAAGACGCAGAGAGCCAAAGAAGAAAAGGAAGAACAUAGAUUAAAACUGAAGCAGGCAAAAGAAGAUUUGGAGAAGUUUCUGAUGUCCAGUGAUACGAUCAACUCUUCAGUUAAAUACAGGAAGGCAGAAGCGCUCUUGGGAGAUUUGGAUGUGUGGAAGAAUGUUCAAGAAAGGGAGAGGAGGGAGAUAUAUGAUGACAUCAUGCAUCAGCUGGAAAAGAAAGAGAAGGAUGAUGCCAAACACUUGAGGAAACGCAACAUUCGAGUCUUCAGUGACAUCCUGGACAACAUGAAAUCUCUAACUCGACAAGUAGGCUGGCAUCAUCAGAUAGGAUCAAAUCUAAAAUAUUAUUUCCACGAGUUGGUUGAUCGACAAGUUGACAUGGACAAGGAAGAUGCACUGAUAUGUUUCCAGGACCACAUUAAAAUGCUGGAGCAGGAGUUUGAAGAUGAGAAGGACCGAGAGAAGAAAUCGACCAAGAGGAGGCAGAGGAAGAACAGAGAGGCAUUUCUGGUGUUACUGGAUGAACUGCAUGAAUCAGGAAAGCUACAUUCCAUGUCACUCUGGAUGGACUUGUACAGCAUCAUAUCCCUCGAUCCCAGGUUCACUCAGAUGCUCGGACAAUCAGGAUCAACUCCGUUGGAUCUUUUUAAGUUUUAUGUUGAAGAACUGAAAUCCCGAUUCCACGAUGAGAAGAAAGUCAUCAAGGAUAUUCUCAAGGAGAAAAACCUGGAGGUGGAGGCGGACACGACUUUUGAGGAGUUUGCCAAGUGGCUGAUGUACGAUAAGGCGACCUUCUCGCUCGACGCCGGCAACAUCAAGCUCACAUUCAACAGCUUGAUCGAAAAAGCAGAAAGUCGGGAGAAAGAGAGGCAAAAGGAGGAGUCGAAGAAGCAGAAGAAACUCGAGUCCACGUUCAAAAGUUUGUUGAAGUCACUCGAUCCUCCAAUUCAUGGCAACUCAACUUGGGAUCAGGUCAGGCCUCGAAUUGAAGAAGAUCCAACAUUUAAGGCUCUUGUCCUAGAAUCUGACCGAACCAGAUUGUUCAAGGAACUCGUCGGCUCGCUCGCGCCUGAAAAUAACAAUGCAAGUAACAGUAACACAGGCACCAACAAGCACAAAAAACAUAAAAAAUCGAGCAAAAAAACGAAACACCGAUCUCGAUCACAUGACACUAAGGACAUUGGUUCAUCAGUGAAUGGGCGGUCCAAAAAGACAAAAGGAUCAUCCCCUUCGCCCCCGCCAUCCUCCGUAUCAUCAGAUGAUGAUCUUCCCGCAAAAAGUGAUGCUGGGAAAAAGAUGAAGAAGAAGAAGAAGAAGAAGAGGCAGACAUCUCACUCACCCGUGAUAGGAAAUGAGAAGGUCAAUGAUUCCGAGAAGCCAUCCAAUUCAACUGUCCAUAGCUUAAAACAAACAACUAAUGACAGGAACAAGUUACAUGAUUGGGAAGAGUCAUCCGGAGGUAGUGAGGUUAGCGAAUGCGAAUUGGAGUCAAGGAGAAAACAGUUGUUGAGGGCGUUGGAAGACAACAAAUGAUGAUCAAACGAAUUAUUUCAUCACUCGCUUUAAAUGUAUAUUGAUUAAUACUGUUGGAUAGCUUUUAUACCCACUUUUAUGUGAAAAAACUUAGGACAAACGUUGAAUAAUCUGUGAAUUAAUUUUUGGCGGUAUAUUAUUAUCCUAUUAUUAUAUUAGUAUUUUGACUAUUGCAUUUUAACUCAAAUAAAAUGCUCUAUUUCUUUAAAUUUUUAAAUAUUUCUAUUAAAUUAAC